Monopterus albus (swamp eel) is the source of this 1051-nucleotide messenger RNA. Its product is annotated as regulator of cell cycle RGCC. The record is from RefSeq and is a predicted model, not a curated record. Gene Ontology annotation, biological process: regulation of cell cycle. NCBI's taxonomy places the organism in Eukaryota, Metazoa, Chordata, Actinopteri, Synbranchiformes, Synbranchidae. The transcript has 5 exons. Bases 75 to 470 code for a protein of 131 amino acids.
GGCUGCUCCGAUCCGUUAGCUGAGCGGCUGUGGAGCGUCUUAUCAUGAAACCAUCGUCCUGUUUGUAAGCGUUAAUGCGCUCUGAGCCCAGACGCACAGCAACUUGGUGUUUUCUUUUCUACUGCUCAGGCAUGUCCUCAGACAUUUCCACAGACGUGGAGCUCGAGCUGGGCGAGCUGCUGCAGGAGUUCCAGGAUGUGAUGGAGGAGCUUAAGGCCCCCCCGAACAGCAAACCUCACGCGUACCAGCACGUACUGCAGGAAGCCAAAAGUCGCACAGGGCUGGGCGAUGACAGCGGAGUCGAGGACUCAGAUUACAGCAGCGAAGCUUCUUUGGGAAAUAGUUUGAACACCAGCGAGGAGGAGCUUCACACAGCAGGUGUAAUGCAGGCACCAAAAGCCAAGCUGGGAGACACAAGGGAACUCGAGAGCUUUAUCGACAUGUUGGACCGGGAACUUGCUGAGAUGUGAACAGAGACGGAAAGUGAACCAUGUACGCGGGGGCGGGGGGGUGGGGGAAACGUGGCCGGCUACUGUCGAGCAGAUCUACACCAGAGCAGAUCUGAGGGAGGAAACACUCUACUUGGCUGCUCCAGGGGAAAAAGUUAACACCAGGGGCACUCGCUUCCAAAAUGCAAGACCCAUGGCAAUGAUGUGUCCAGCUGGCAAGACGACGUCCCUGCAGCAUCAGAUCCAAGAUAUGUAAUAUAUUCCUGAAAGUAGCUUCCAUCUGUCUGGGCGUAUGAGAAAACACUGCCUAGAGUAUAGAAGACAUGCUUGUGCUGCAUUUAAAAUUCCCAUAAGUACAGUGCCAGUAAAGGGCUCGAAAAUCCUCAGUGCCAUAUUUUUAAAGGAGGCUGAUCUUUGUCUAGUUCAAAAUGACAGAUGGCACUUUAGUUUUAAAUUAAUUUCAAAUCCAAGGGUUUCAGAUCUGCUGUGUAAUAUUAAUUUUAUACUGAUGUUUCUAGUGUACAGUUCUUGUUCAUAUGAAUUUUUAUAUAAAUUGCUGUACAUAUGAAUGCACAUAAACAUAAAGCUACAUUUUGACAGUG